This is a messenger RNA of Tetrahymena thermophila SB210, 2616 nucleotides long. Its product is annotated as transmembrane protein, putative. The transcript is spliced from 7 exons. The record is from RefSeq and is a predicted model, not a curated record. Lineage: Eukaryota; Ciliophora; Oligohymenophorea; Hymenostomatida; Tetrahymenidae.
AUGGGUAAAGGACUUUACGUCUUAUAUGGAUGCUUAUUACUAAGCGUCUAUUUUCUAAGAUAAUUGGAACUUGACACAAAUAAAAGUCUUCAAAACUUUUUAGAGUCUAAAUUCUUAGGAGGAGAAGAAGAAGAAGUUAAUAGUAAUCAUAAUAGUACUUCAAGUUUUUAACGUAAUUUGCAAAGUUCAGCCACAUCUAAUACUGUAACCGACGUUCAAAGCUCACCCACAUCAAAUUAAGAUGUCAUUUCUAUAUGUAACGCAAGUUCUGAUGGCGGUAAAGUGAGCUAAUCACAAAUUGAUGCAGCAAGUCACUCACGCUCAACUUAUAGAACUUCUUUUGGCCCUUCUUUAGGUGAUGAUCUUUUAAAUUAAAGGGUUCCUUCCGUUGGUUCAUAGGCUUAAAAAAUCAUAAUUAUUGCUUUAAUCGCAAUAUUUUUGAUAAUAACUCCUUGGUUAACACUAUGUUAUUGCUGCUAUUGCUGUUGUGAUAAGAAGUGCCCUUUGUGCUGUAAAGAUGAUCCCAAGAAGAAACCUUUUACAAGAGGAUAGCUUUUAUGCAAUCUUAUAUCUGUUGUUGUUCUUGCAUCCCUAACCUUAGCUACAAGCAUAGCCGGAUAUGUUUAUUCUAACAAAAUUAAUUCAUCAUAUAAGUCUAUGAAAUGCACAAUUGUUUCAGCUCUUGAUAACCUUAAUUAGUAAUAAACAUUCACUCUUAAUACAGGUUCUACAGGUACUUUCUUAGGUUUGAAUGGAUUGGAAUCAACUAUCCAAACCGUGUAAGGAUAGCUUGACACCUGGUAUACAGGUAUUAGCAACUUCCAAACCACAAAUUAACCAAAAAUUGCAACUCUAUAAAGUACAUCACAGACCAUUUAAAAUAUGUUAACCUCUAUGAAAUAAACUCCAUUAGCUACUGGUUAUUAAUAUGCUGCUAAUAAAGGAUGGUAAGAUUAAAUACCAAAUGAUGGGACAACUAGAAGUUCUAUUUUCUUUGAUUCAACAAACUAUCCAAAAGUAAUAGAUGGUAUUGUUUCAGCUUAAUAAAAAGUAACUUCAGCAGCUAUUACAGCCAUAAAUGAAGCUUCUACUUAAUGUACAAAUCAAGCUAGUCAAGGUAAAACUAGUGUUAAUAGUGCUCUUAGUUCGGCAUUAACUUAAAUCUAGAAGGGCUAAAAUAUGAUAUCUGAUACAGUCAACAGCAUUAAGAAAAAUACUUCAAUCACUGAUACAGUAUUUUAGUUGGUUACUAUCUUUUUAAUGAUAUUCUAUGGAAUAUUUAUGUUUAUAGCUGUAGCAGGAGCAGCCUUAGCUUUCAUUGGUCAUAUCAAAAACAUGUAUAAGGUCAGAGUUUGUCUCCACUUCUUUUGGUGUAUUCUAGGACUCUUAACAUUCCUUGGUUUCAUUUUAACAUUAAUACUAGGUAUAUUAACUAUUGUAAUGAUGGAUGGAUGUGAUGCAGGCAAUAAAUUUUUAAAUGAUCCAACAUAUUUCCAAACAGUGAAUUUGGGAAGUAGUGAUUUAAAAUCUUAUUUGAGUACAUGCAAAGCUGAAUUAGGAGGAGAUGGUAAUAUACUAAAGAAGUUCAAUAUUGAGGAUUAAGUAAAUUAAAUUACUAAGACAUAGCAAUCUCUAUAGGAUGCUUUGAAUUCUUUUGAUAUGUCUGCUUAUUAGCAAUUUGAAAAUAAUUUACAGUAUUUCUAGUUUACCCAUACAAUGAUUUAACAAUUUGGAGUAAUAUUUGCCAGAAAUGACCAAAAUUGGGCUACAUAUCCCCCUAAUUAAAUGGGUAAUUACCCAAUGUCUCUUGACUAUUAGGAAGCAGUUGCUGGCUUCUCAACAUAAACAAAAUAUCUUAGUUACCAAACAUCAUAAUCAAAUCCUUAUUCCUCAAUUUCAUCAACUAACAAUGACUUCUUUGUCUUCUAAGAUAACUAAUGCUCUGCUUAUAACUAUGCUAGUGUACUUUCAUCUUUUGGUACUUCUUUAUCAGGUAAAAACUGUGUUUCAUAUUAGACAUCGACUAGUUAGUUUACCUCACCAAAUGCAAGCACAAGAUAUGGUUCUGCUCAACCUUUUACAGAUUUUUAUAAUAGAAUUAACACUUAUGUUUCUCAAGCUUAGAAUAUGUACAAUAAACCUGAAACAUUCUAAUAUUAAAAUGCUGCUACCAAUACUUAAACCACAUCACCAUCUGAAAAGAGAGAUACAUUUAUUGGUGAUAUUAUGACUGCAUCAUCUUCUACAGUUAGCCCAGGAUUUGGCUAUUAACUUAACAGUAUAGUUCAAAAUAUUAAGAGUUAAGUUUUAGAUGGUAGUAAGGCAAUCACUGAUUCAUUGAUAGGUCCUUCUGGUCUUAUAUACUAAGUUAACUGCUUAUUCUUAGGGUUUACAAUAUAAAAUUUCUAUGAGCAAUUAUGCGAUAACAGUGCCAUUUCAAUCUACAUUACUUUCUAAAUUAUGUGUGUACUUUGUUUUAGCAAUUUUGUUCUUUUGAUUUUCUUAUACAAAAUCGCUAUGAAAUUUUUGGGCAAGUUAAAGGAAGAGCAAGAUAAGCCUAAUGUAGGUACAGUCAUGCCCUAAGGUGGAAUCGAAAUGAAAUAAUUUAUCAAUUGA